UUUCUAGUUUUGAAGCGCAUGAUGAAGCAAUGAAAGUCUUGUAGAUGUGUCUCAAACUCCACACUCUUCCUCUGAAGUAUUUACGCUGAGUGAAGAUUGAGCAGAAACCCGCUGGACACCCACACAGACUGCACAUUGUUAACAUGGCAUCAUCAGAGCUUGCGCUUUUGAGUGUAUCAGACAAAACUGGACUGCUGGACUUUGCCAAAAGCCUGGUGGAUGUGGGGCUGUCCCUGGUGGCCUCGGGUGGCACAGCCAAAACCCUUCGUGAUGCUGGACUGGCUGUCAGGGAUGUGUCUGCGCUCACUGGACACCCGGAGAUGUUGGGAGGCAGAGUGAAGACCCUUCAUCCUGCUGUCCAUGGAGGCAUCCUGGCCAGGAAAACCGCCCCUGACACGGCAGACAUGGAGAAGUUGGGCUACAGCCUGGUCAGAGUGGUGGUGUGCAACCUCUACCCAUUUGUGAAGACCGUCUCUAACCCGAAUGUUACAGUGGAAGAUGCUGUAGAGCAGAUAGAUAUCGGUGGCGUAACUCUAUUGAGAGCAGCGGCCAAGAACCAUGCUCGGGUCACCAUAGUGUGUGAUCCUGCUGACUAUUCGCUGGUUGCCAAGGAGAUGGCAAGUUCAGGAGACAAAGAUACAACCCUGGAAACUCGCAGGACUCUGGCUCUGAAAGCCUUCACACACACUGCACAGUAUGAUGAGGCCAUAUCGGACUACUUUCGGGGACAGUACAGUCGUGGUGUUUCCCAGCUGCCUCUGCGUUAUGGCAUGAACCCUCACCAAGCACCCGCACAACUCUACACCCUUCGCCCAGCCCUCCCCCUGAAAGUGGUCAACGGUUCCCCCGGCUUUAUCAACCUGUGUGAUGCUCUGAACGCCUGGCAGCUGGUCAGAGAGUUAAAGAGUGCCCUCGGCAUGGCUGCUGCCGCCUCCUUCAAACAUGUCAGCCCUGCUGGAGCUGCAGUAGGAGUUCCUCUGACUGAGGAGGAAGCCAAAGUGUGCAUGGUGCACGACAUGCUGAAGGCUCUCACCCCGCUGGCCUCAGCCUACGCCAGGGCAAGAGGUUCAGACAGAAUGUCAUCUUUUGGAGACUUCAUUGCGGUCUCAGAUGUGUGUGACGUUCCCACCGCCAAGAUUAUAUCAAGAGAGGUGUCAGAUGGUAUCAUUGCACCUGGUUAUGAUGAAGAGGCGCUCAAGAUACUCUCCAAAAAGAAGAAUGGCAACUACUGUGUCCUUCAGAUGGAUCCAGACUACGAGCCUGAUGAGACUGAGGUGCGAGUGUUGUUUGGUCUCUAUCUCAAACAAAAGAGGAACACGGGGCUCAUUGAUAAGGAAUUCUUCAGGAACAUUGUUUCCAAGGGCUCGCUCUCCGAGGAAGCCGUGCGUGACCUCACUGUGGCCACCAUCGCUGUCAAGUACACUCAGUCCAACUCUGUCUGCUAUGCUAAAGAUGGACAGGUUAUUGGCAUCGGUGCAGGUCAGCAGUCACGUAUCCACUGCACACGGCUGGCAGGUGACAAAGCUGAUAACUGGUGGCUGAGACACAACCCUCGUGUCCUGAACAUGAAGUUUCGUAGUGGUGUGAAGCGAGCGGAGAUGGCCAACGCAAUUGACCAGUAUGUCAGCAACACCAUUGGAGAGGGCCCAGACUUGGCAGUUUGGAAGUCAAUGUAUGAAGAGGUGCCUGAGCUUCUGUCGGACACUGAAAAGAAGAACUGGAUCAGCUCCCUGCAGAGUGUGGCUGUCAGCUCUGACGCCUUCUUCCCCUUCAGAGAUAACAUAGAUCGUGCAAAACGGAGUGGUGUUGAGUACAUCGCAGCUCCAGCGGGCUCUGCUGCUGACGAGGUUGUGAUCAAUGCCUGUAAUGAGCAGGGCAUCACUCUGGUGCACACCGGCCUGCGGCUCUUCCACCACUGAGCACCUCCAACGCUUUUCCAGGUGUUUAAACCCAACUCGGUUUUGCAUUAUUACAGAUUUAGUCUUUUUCUAACAUUGCUGAUACACAAAACAUUCCUGCCCUCAUCAUGCUGAAGUAUAGUGUAGAGAUCACAGAUGCACUUUGUAACACACUAACUGCAUUCCUGACUUGUGAUCCUAACAUUCGAGCUACAGUAACUGUUAAUGUUCAUUGUAGGUCAGUCCCAUUUCACUGUGAAAUAAACUGUCAGACAGUU
Molecule: messenger RNA, 2176 nt
Organism: Micropterus dolomieu (smallmouth bass)
Lineage: Eukaryota; Metazoa; Chordata; Actinopteri; Centrarchiformes; Centrarchidae
Gene: atic
Product: 5-aminoimidazole-4-carboxamide ribonucleotide formyltransferase/IMP cyclohydrolase
Exons: 15
Coding region: 144-1919 (591 amino acids)
Biological process (GO): 'de novo' IMP biosynthetic process
Cellular component (GO): cytosol
Molecular function (GO): IMP cyclohydrolase activity; phosphoribosylaminoimidazolecarboxamide formyltransferase activity
Source: RefSeq, a predicted model, not a curated record